Molecule: messenger RNA, 1129 nt
Organism: Neltuma alba
Lineage: Eukaryota; Viridiplantae; Streptophyta; Magnoliopsida; Fabales; Fabaceae
Exons: 6
Coding region: 107-688 (193 amino acids)
Biological process (GO): protein folding; chaperone-mediated protein complex assembly
Cellular component (GO): nucleus; cytosol
Molecular function (GO): Hsp90 protein binding; protein-folding chaperone binding
Source: RefSeq, a predicted model, not a curated record
UUUAUAUUCUCGACAUUUACCUCAGUGUCGGGAAAAGAACACUUGGGGUUUCAUUAUUGCCGCUGUUUAGGGAUUUUAGCUUAUUCUCCCGCUUCUUAUAGUUAGUAUGAGUCGUCAUCCUGAGGUCAAAUGGGCUCAGCGGUCAGACAAGGUCUAUAUCACAGUGCAGUUGCCUGAUGCUAAAAAUGCAAAAGUGGAUCUUGCUCCAGAAGGCGUUUUUACUUUCUCCGCUAGUGGUGGGGCAGAAAAUCACCUUUACGAGCUGAAAUUGGAACUCUUUGGCAAGGUUAAUGUAGAGGAGAGCAAAAUUAAUAUAGGGGUGAGAAACAUAUUCUGUGUAGUACAGAAGGCGGAAGAUGGAUGGUGGAAGAAGUUAUUGCGGGGAGAAGGCAAGGCUCCUCAUUACAUAAAAGUAGAUUGGGAUAAAUGGGUUGAUGAGGAUGAUGAUAAUGGUCUUGGUGACCUGGAUUUGGGAGGAAUGGACUUCUCGAAAUUUGGUGGGAUGGGUGACGGAGGAAUGGGUGAUGAUUUUGAUGAUAAUGAUGAUGAAGGUAAAGAGGAAGAAGUGUCAAAGCCUGGAGAAGACCCUGGCAAGGUCGGAGAGGGAGGGUCUAAGGAUGAAAAGCGAGAUGCUGGCAAGAAUGAGAGUGAAGAUUCCAUGGAGAAACAAGCUGCACCAAGCACAUGAUAUUUAUGAUGUCAGAAAUUCUAAUUUGAAGACGUCUGCUUGUGAAUUUGUGCGGUGAAAUUUUCAGUCUGAUUGUGCCGCGGAUUGUCAGUUAUUUUGGUGGAGGCAUCUACGUAAUUCUCCGUAUGUCGGCUUAGCAGUCGUUAUGCAUUGGUUAAAGCUCCUUCUGGUCUUUCUAGGGAGUUGUACAUCAGAUAAUUUUAUUUCCCGAGUGAAUGACGUGUCCGAAUUCUUGUGCCGAAAUAACCGCUUCCAUAUGUUUUUCGUGAUCGGACACUUGAUUUGGAAUACAGUUUCCUCGCAUCCCGUCGUGAACAUUUGUUCUCUUGAGUUGUUCGAAAGCUAAACGGAGCUGUGUGUCGCGAAUCAGUGUGUAAAAUGGCUGCCGUAUGAGGGCUGUAUGGGUUUGUUAUUUAACAGGAAGGUUGUAUUCCCCGCGAA